AUGGCGGCCCGCCGCCUUGUGCUCAACGGGCUGACCGCCGAGGUGGCCGCGGGCCGACCGCCCGAAGCCGCCGGUCCUCCUUCGCCCGAGUUCUACCACGAGUUGGAACUGUACCGCCAAUUGCUGGCGCUGCCGGUGCGACGGUGCCGCACGCCAGAUCCGCCGCCGCCGCCGCCCGUUCCACGCUGCGCUUCCGCGGGUCCCCCUGACUCAGAAAGCGCUCCAGUUCGCUCAACGGCCGAGUCGGCGCCUUCCGAUCGCUUUUCGGCUACCUCAAAACCGGUGCGGGUGAGUAUUUCCUUAAUAAAAUUAAUAUCAGUAAGUAAUAAGCGAGAGCACGGAGGAGCUGCUAUUGUGCCUGCUGCAUUACAAGAUAUCGGCUUAGUGACUGAAGAUGAUUGCAAGAAUGUUGUCGAUCGUAGUAAGAUCCGCCGAGCCCGUACCCAAACUAGGAGCUCACAGAUUUCCACUCAGCUCGACCUAGGACAGUCCAUCCAGUUGGAUGACGACAGCCAACUCAAUUCUCAGGGAAAAAACGUCGAUCUUCGCUCCUAUCAGAGUCUUCAAGGUGCCAAGCUUGAACUUCAACGCAGAGUAUAUGACCUGAUUGAAUGGGACAAAGUUUCUGAACCGCCAGUCCUGAAACAAAUUAGCACCGACUUAUUGAAGGAUGCUAUCGCCAACCCAGAUAUAGUAGAAACUGAAAUUUUGACACUCUAUAGUCAAAUGCCGUGUCACACUCAAGCAAGUGAAAGGUGCAUCAAAAUUGUGACUGAAGCGUGCUCUGCUGUAUGUGGGCCCGAAAGACGGGAAGGAUGGAUAAAAAAUACGUUGAAAUCCUGUAAAAUCAUGCUGAUUUUCAAUACCAAGGCAGAGUACAGAACUAAGUAA
Pieris macdunnoughi is the source of this 891-nucleotide messenger RNA. NCBI's taxonomy places the organism in Eukaryota, Metazoa, Arthropoda, Insecta, Lepidoptera, Pieridae. The record is from the annotation of a GenBank genome assembly.